Angiostrongylus costaricensis is the source of this 162-nucleotide messenger RNA. Lineage: Eukaryota; Metazoa; Nematoda; Chromadorea; Rhabditida; Metastrongylidae. The record is from the annotation of a GenBank genome assembly.
AUGCAGUGUGGUUACAUUCACCGAGAUAUCAAGCCAACAAACUUUGUGAUUGGACGAGAACAAGACGGCGAUCUGCACACCAUAUUCAUCAUUGAUUUUGGUUUAUCACGACGAUACAGGUACCUCAUUGCCGUAUAUCUUUCACUUUCAUCUUUUCACUAA